Candida albicans SC5314 is the source of this 1842-nucleotide messenger RNA. Its product is annotated as ubiquitin-specific protease. The transcript has a single exon. The record is from RefSeq and is a predicted model, not a curated record. Gene Ontology annotation, molecular function: cysteine-type deubiquitinase activity; zinc ion binding. Lineage: Eukaryota; Fungi; Ascomycota; Pichiomycetes; Serinales; Debaryomycetaceae. Bases 1 to 1842 code for a protein of 613 amino acids. Gene Ontology annotation, biological process: protein deubiquitination.
AUGCCUUCUGAUGAAACAAUAUCUAAAUCAAAUGGCAAUAUCCACAUUGCCACCAAUAAUAUCAAUGGGGUUGGUCCUACUACUACUACAGAUCAACUAGACAUUUCUGAUCAAUCAUCAACAUUAUUGCAUAAUAAAAUAAAUUUUGUACGAGAAUUAACUCCACGACCCGAUAAUUAUUCUUCAAUUAAUUCAUGUAAUCAUAUUGAAUCAGUUUUAGGAACAAAAGCUAAAAAUACUGUAUUUGAAACUUAUAGACAAGCAGUAUUAAUAUCACAACCAAUUAUUAAUAAUAAUAAUAAUAAUAAUAAUAAUAAUAAUAAUAAUAAUAAUAAUAACACUAAUAAUAAUAAUUAUAAAUCAAUUUAUAAAUUGAAAAAAGAUGGAUCAAUUAUACCGAUUGAAAAAUUAAUAAAUUCAAAAAAUUUAGUAUUAAAAUGUCAUCAAUGUCAUUUAAAUAAUUUUGGGAAUUCAAUGAUUUGUUUACAAUGUCCUCAUGUUGGUUGUUGUUUUAAUGAUUAUAAUCAUUCUUAUUCUCAUUAUAAAUCAACUAAACAUAUGUUUUCUAUUGAUUCAAGUUGUGGUUUAUUAUAUUGUUUUAAAUGUAAUGAUUUUAUUAAUCAUCCAGAAUUAGAAAAAAUUCGUUUACAAAUUGUUUUAGGUGAACACGACGAGGAGAAGAAAAAGAAGAAGAAGAAGACAACGACGACAACGACUGUGGAUGAUGAUGAUGAUGAUGAUGAUGAUUUUAUUAAACAAAAUUAUGUUGAUCCGGGUCAAAUUGCCAUAAAAGGAUUAAAAGGAUUUGUUAAUUUAGGAGCAACAUGUUUUAUGAGUUCAAUAUUACAAACAUUAAUUCAUAAUCCAUUAAUUAAAUAUCAAUUUUUUAAUAAUGAUUUACAUUAUUUUAAUUGUGAAAAAUUUCAUAAUCAAUUUAUUAAUCAAGGUAAUAUUGAUGAAAAUAAUGCUUGUAUAACUUGUAGUAUUGAUAAUAUUUUCCAAUCAUUUUAUACAUCAACUACUAAUGAAGGAUUUGGUAUGACUAAUUUAUUAACUACGGCUUGGUAUAAACAAAAAUCAUUGGCAGGAUUUGAAGAACAAGAUGCUCAUGAAUUUUGGCAAUUUUUAUUAAAUGAAUUUCAUAUGGAUUAUCAAAGAAUUAUAAAUAAUUUGAACCUGAACCUGAACCUGAACCUGAACCUGAACCAAGAUAAUAACGAGAAAAAUACUCAUUCAUCUAAUGAUGAUUCAGUGGUGAAUUCUUGUGGAUGUAUUAUGCAUUCAACAUUUUCAUUUGAAUUACAAAGUUGUAUUAAAUGUGAUUCUUGCGAUUCAAUUACUGAAACCGUUGAUCCAAUGAUUGAUUUAUCAUUAGAAGUCAAUUUCACAAAUUUAUAUCAAUCUUUACAAUCAUUCACUAGAGAUGAAAAAUUAGAUGAUUAUAAUUGUAAAAAUUGCAACAACUCCAACAACAAUAAGUCUACAACUACUACAUCAGCAAUUAAAAAAUUACGAUUGAAAACUUUACCACAAAUAUUAUCAAUUCAAUUAAAAAGAUUUAGACAUGAUAUUUUAGGUAGUUUCCAAGCAACAAAAAUUCAAUCUCAUAUAAAUUUCCCAUUAUUUUUAAAUGUUACUGAAUAUUCUGUUAUUAAGGAUACUGAUUAUAUUUAUCAAUUAUUUGCUGUUGUUUGUCAUCAAGGAUCAAUAAAUACUGGUCAUUAUACCGUUUUCAUUAAAAAUAAUAGUAAUUGGUAUAAAUUCGAUGAUAGUGUUGUGACCAUGGUUUCUCAAGAUGUUGUUAUCAAUUCCGAAGCAUAUUUAUUAUACUAUAUAGUUUAA